GGCUAGGAACAGUCAAAGUCAUUCUGCUGGGUAUCGUACCCCUCGGAUACCAGUUAUAGUUCCUACAGACAGGAAUGCUAUUGAUGACAGCACACCAGAACUUAAAAAUGCAAUCAGUUCAACAAAAAGUAAUAAUGACAAGAUUGAUAAUGAUAGUGCUGAUUUUUCGAUGAAUGAGUGCUCUCAUGAUGGAAGAUCCAGAAUCAUGGAAGCAAUCAAAGGUGUUGAAUGCCAGACUUUCUUGGAGUCCAAAGGAACUGGAGGCACUGAGAUAUGUCAGAAUCAGCAACCUUUGAGAAAAAGAAGAAUGAACCAAACUAUGAACCGAGGCCGGACCAGUAAAGUUGGGCAUGAAACCAUGGUGGCGGUUAAAGAAGGGAAUAAACCUCUUGGAUUACUCAAAGAACAGCAUAUGUUCAGUGAGUUUAUUUCUGCAGAUGAUAUGGUCAUCUUAGACGUGCUGGAGAGUCUGGUGAAUGCGCCUGAUAAGAUGUCAAAACUCAAGAUCAAUAUUCCUUCAGGUGCACUUAGUGAAAGUGACUUUACAUUAUCGGAGAGCAAGGAUGAAGGACAUUCGCCUUUUGAUCUAUCUAAACAAGGGAAGUCAGUUGAAGAAUGCGGUGCAUCCAAGACCAAGCAGAAAACGCAUACCGAGUUAUUAAAUGCAGUGGUGCCUGCUGAAAAAGUAAAUGUUGUUGAUGCUAUUGAUAUCACUGAGGGUUCCUCAAAUUCUGACUCUGUAAAAAUAGGAUAUUUACCGUAAUCAACUGCAAAUAUUUCCGGUGAAGUGUACCCCAAUGUGCCAAGGGAAAUAAACCCUGAAAUAAGUAUGUCAAGAACAAGAAAAAUGAAAAACACAAUGCAUAGCAAAAAAAUGUAUGUAUCAUGCAAUGAAGGUUCAGAUAAUUUACAGGCAAGAAAAUUGCUGCAUUGUUUGUCAUCUGAAUUGCUUCGCAGAUGGUGUACAUAUGAGUGGUUCUACAGCGCUGUUGACUUUCCUUGGUUUAUGGAUAAUGAUUUGGCAAAGUACUUAAAUCAUCCAUAUUUGAGGCAUAUUUCAAGGCUGGCUAGAUCUGAGUGGAGCAUAGUACGAAGCUAUCGUGGCAAGCCCCGGCGCUUUUCUGAUAAUUUUCUGAAGGUGGAAAGACAACAGCUUGAGGAUUAUCGCAAUGGAGUUAGGACAUACUAUGCUCAACUAAGUGAUGGUUCACUAGAUUCUCUACCAGCAGACGUAGCUCAGCCAUUUUCAAUUGGCCAGGUGGUCAUCGUCCGUCACCCAUGUUCUAGGGAACUUUGUGAUGGUAAAGUGAUGGCGGUGGAGCAGGAUUGUUGCAAGGUCCAGUUUGAUAACCCUGAACUUGGUGUUGAUCUAGUAAAGGACAUUGAUUGUAUGCCUGCAAAUUGGCUAGAUAAUCUUCCUGAUAAUGUCAGGAGCACUUUGGAUUCACAUGAUGUGCACAACAUACUGAAGAUGGAGCACAUUUCCGAGCUUACACCAAGUGGUAACAGAGGUCAUACCAUUAAUGAAGUUUCUAUACCCGACCUGCCCAUUAGUCUGGACAUUACAUCAGAUCAACAAGUUGAGGCUGAAUACUCAGUAGAUAGUGAAAGGACACAAAAAGAGAGUACUUCUGAUGGGGUUGUACAAUCUAUAGAUUUCCUAAACCAUGAUGAUCAUUAUGGUCAACUAGAGUCGUACUGUUCUGCAUUCGUCCAAAGCUUGCAAUCACAAGCCAGGGAAAUGGUAGACGAAGUUAUGCAGGUAACAUCUGGAGGUAACGAUUCUCAAGAUGAUGAGGCAGGCAGAGGGAAUCAAGCAACUAAUUGUAUAAGCCCUGAUUUUGGGUCUGCUACUCAUGAUGCCCAGCUUCCAUCAAAACUGAUUACGAACUGCACUGCCACUGUUCUUGCAGUGAAGUGCCUUGCCGACUCACGGCAUCCACCUGCAAACAUAGCAGGCAUCCUGGAGCGUUUAUUGGUGAUGCUACGCCCUAGUUGUUCAGAGAACCUCACGAUCUACAGAGACAUAGAGAAACAUAUCUCGCUCAUAACGAGCCAGACAGUGGCACUUGUGCCCAGAACAUUGUAACUGGGCAUUGUAACAGCCUGACUACCUCUGCCUACCAUGACCAUUCGGGCCCACCAGUCAGAGGGCUACUUCCUCGUCUGUCAGUUGAAAACCAAACACAAAGGAUGGAAAUGGAUCGGAUAUAUAUGGAAACGGAUUCGGAUAUCUCAUGUAUCCAUCUUUCUGUUUCCUUUUCCUAGGAUGGAAAUAGAUCGGAUACGCAUGGAAAUGGAUUUAGAUAUCUCGGAUAUUCAUUUUCCUGUUUCCUUA
Molecule: messenger RNA, 2338 nt
Organism: Panicum virgatum (switchgrass)
Lineage: Eukaryota; Viridiplantae; Streptophyta; Magnoliopsida; Poales; Poaceae
Product: protein ALWAYS EARLY 1-like
Exons: 10
Coding region: 830-2089 (419 amino acids)
Biological process (GO): regulation of transcription by RNA polymerase II; DNA-templated transcription; regulation of cell cycle
Cellular component (GO): nucleoplasm; transcription repressor complex
Molecular function (GO): DNA binding
Source: RefSeq, a predicted model, not a curated record